Messenger RNA from Arabidopsis thaliana (thale cress), 3804 nucleotides. Its product is annotated as flocculation protein. The transcript is spliced from 3 exons. The record is from RefSeq and is marked reviewed. Lineage: Eukaryota; Viridiplantae; Streptophyta; Magnoliopsida; Brassicales; Brassicaceae. The coding region runs from base 2161 to 3588 and encodes 475 amino acids.
GUUUUGGUUUUCUUAUCUUUCCAUCUUCCGCGAAGGGCAUCCAAAAAAAGGCACUUGUUUCAAUUAAAGAUAUUUUUAUUCUCUCUCUCUCGAAACAACAUCAAUCAAAAAAAAAAAAAAAAAUUUAAUUAGAACAAACCCUACCUCUUCUCUCAAUUUGGAUUUGAUUCUUUGAAAUUUGAAAGCACUAAUCAAUCUUUAGGUUUUUUUAUUUUGAAACUCGACGAACUUUUUUUAUUUUGUCAAUUUCUGGAUCGAGUUUUUGGUUUCUCUGACAAGUUACCGAUACGAUAUUUGAUAUGGCCGAUUCUAGGAAGCGAGAUACCGGAGACGAUCAUCAGCACCGUGAUGAUCAACCAAAUGACGGUGAUGAUUUGUCUAUUUCGUCGUCGACGACUGAUGACUCUCAAUUUAAUGGAACCGAAGGAGAGAAUGAAUUGACGAGGAUUGAGAGUAGAGUUUCAGAUCCGUUGACUGAUGCAACCGGAGGAGACUUUUUGGUUGGAGAGGAUAGGGUUUUACGGUGGUUACAAGCUUUGGACAUGCAAGUUAUGGGAGCUUGUCGAGGUGAUGAGAGAUUGAAGCCGUUGUUGAAGCUUAACGUUUCUAAUGGAAUGGCUGAAGAUCGAUUGCUUGCGCAUCUUAGCCAGCACUUCGAGCCUGCGGAAAUUGGUAUGCUGGCUAGAUGUUUUUGCAUACCUCUGGUUUCGGUUCGCGUCGGGAAGAUUAUAAAGGAAGGGAUUCUAAUGCGCCCCACUCCCAUAAGGUAAUCAAUGAGUCCUGUUUUUGUUAUAAUCGUGUUAAUUGCUAUUUUCUUUGUUCGCUCUUUGUUGUCUUAGAGAUUUGUGAAUUAUAGCUCUCUAGUUAGGUUUUGUUGUCUUUGAAGACGGUUCUUAUGUUAGAGAUGUAGCAUAGCAUAUACCAGAAUGUUAAUUAAUGGUUUGUGUGUAAUCUGUCAUUGAUUAGGCGAUUUUAUGAAUGCUUGUUCAAUUGCAGGCUGAUUAUCUGAAUCAGUAGUGAUUUUGAAAUCAUCUGCUGAUACAAAGUAAGUUUUUUGGGUGCACACAUACAAUUCCUGCUUUAGUUUUAUUGAUACUCUCUCGCUGAGUUUCUCCAUGUUUGGUCUCAUUUUAUCAAAUACUAUACCUAUUUUCAUAUGAAUGGUUGUAUCUCUGUUUUACUGACCUUUUGCAGUUCUUUAUGUGCUAACACUUUGGAGGUUGGGGUAUUACAUAGUCUUAGUUCAUAUGGUUAGUUAUGUUUGUAUCAAUGUAUAUCUAGCUUUCAGUAAUAAGGUCUAUCCAUAAUUUGCGUUGGUUUAGUUAAAAUUUUAGAAAUCAUAGGAUCUCAAUCAGUCGUAUAGUGAUACUGUUCAUGCUUCCAAAUAAAAUGUAUCUUUUAUUGUAGGUAAUGUGGGCGUAAUCUGUUAUGAUCUCUGGUAGAUGAUGAAGUAAAGGUAGUUUCAUCACCAAUGUUGUGUAGUAUGUUCUUGAUUUCUAGUCAUAUAGGGCUUUAAUUUUCUCUCUGUUUUGUCAUAACAUCACUGACUAUAUAUCCUUCUUAAUCACUUUAUAUUAUCUCGCUAUGGCUUUCAUUGAAUGGUAUUUUUUUUGUAAAUUUAAGCUUUUUGUUUUCUCAUCGUUACUACUUAUUUGAUUUAAAAGGUCUUUUGUGUGUUCUGGUGGUACUAUUCUGUUCAAACUUAUUACAAUGGAUCUAUAUAAAGUUCGUUUCAGGAAGCUCUUAGAUAAUCAUGUUAUCAUCUUUUUUUGUUCUAGCUUCUAAGUUGCAGGUCCCUAUGCUAAGUUAUGAAUAAUGUAGUUUCAGUUAAGCUAAGCCACAGUCUUAAAAAGUGUCAAGUACCAAAUUAUUGAACAUAAUGUUUAUUCCGGCAGUACCCUAUGUUUUGUGAAUAUUAGUAAUAGGCUAAUAACAUAGCUGUUCUGUAAACAGUUCUGCAUGUUUAUCUGGUAGAUUCUUUUGAUGUAGUUUGAAUUAAGGGUAACUUGCAAGCAUUUAAAAGCUCUUGGACUUGAUCCAACUUCUGGUUUUCAGCAUCUAGUGUUUAUUUGUUAGUGCUUUUGAUUUUGAUAUUAGAGUGUUUUUCCGACUGAUUUCUUGACGUUUUAUCUCCUAUUGGUCAGGGGUAACCUGAGCCUUAUGGUCUUGCCAACAUCUGACUUGAGACUCUCAUUUAUUGGAGACAAUGGUCAUUCAGAACAACUCUUUACCUAUACCAGCAAAUCUCAGUGCUCUGCGGUGUCAAUUGAGGAGAUAACUGUGGACAGCUCUGGUAGAUCUUUUGUUAUAAGGAUCGCAAAUGGCAAUGCUUUUUACUAUUGGUGCUCAGAGAAGUCAAAACUUCUGGGAACUGAAUUGCGUAGGAAGAUGAAAGACUUGAUCAAGAAGAAGCCAUCAAUCUCAGAAUUAACUGGAAUUGAAGAAUCACGUCUUGGCUCUGUUGCUUCUCAUCUCCGUUUGUAUCUCAUGGGUUCAGUGGUGCCUAACAUCAAAGGUUGUCAGGUCCCAUCUCCUGAUUCAUCAUCAUCUUCUGGCUUUUCUGAAACAGCUGAUUCCUCCUCGAGUGCAUCAUCAAAAUCUCUUAGAGCACGCCACUGUGGGACUCAACAGACAAAGACCCAAGGAAGCCUCAGCCCUAGAGCAAGCUCCUUCAAAGAAAACACACUGAGAAAUGCUUCUCUACGUAUCUCCUCUAGAGAUAAAUCAAAGGGACACAGUGAAGGCCAUUUCUCAAUCUUUGAUAAUUCAUCCAUUACCUCUAUCCCCACCAAUGUAGAGGGUUUUAUCCAGUCAGAAGGAGAAGUUGAAGAAGCUACUGAGAAUUAUAAUGGAAUCAGACAAAUUAUUGCUUUUGAAGAAGCAGAGUCAACACCAAGUACAAUGACCGGACCUCCCCCAUUUCCUUUGAAGAUGGGUCCACCAGUCUUUUCUCCUUAUUAUUGCUGGUGCCCUCCAACCACUUCAUCGCUUCACGCACCAUCUGCCUCUUAUCAGUUCCCUCCACUAUCCAUUGAGCUACCUUCCCUUCCGCCACUUUCCUCCUUAUUACCAGCAUCGGGAUCAGAUGGAUUCUUGAUCCCGUCAUCACCGCUCGAUCUCUCUGACAUCCCUCCAUUACCAUUAGUCCACCACAUACCCAUUCCAGGCUCAUCAUCAUCAUCAUCCCAGCAACAGAUGAUGAUUCCUAUAAUGUGCGACCCUAUUGUUCAUAUUCCAGUUAUCGAUAUCUUCUCUUCAGGUCAAAGCUAUCUGGUAAGCGCUGGACCCACCGGGAUAAUAUCCACGGGCAUCCCUCCGCUCCCAGUGGAGAAUGAUUCGCUGGUCGAGAAAGGUGCAAGAGAAACACUACGAUUGCUCAUAAGCGGAGCCAAUGCAACAACAUCUACACCUUUGAACCAUCAUGGAAGCAGAGGUCUAUACAGUGUGAGCCGGGAUGUGAGUGGUGUGAGCUUGUUUGCACCUAUUGGGUUGCAACAACCGAGUUCAGUUGAGGGAGGAGAUGGUGGUGGUGAGAGUGUGAGCUCAAGCGAAGCAGUGCCUGCGCCUCCCAGAGAGACUUCUGGUUAAUUUUUUUGGUUCUUUGUAAGUGUGGUCCGAGUUAAGUGUAUAGAAAACUCAUCUCUCGCCUAGUUUUUGGUUUUGUUCAGCCCAAGUCUUUUGGUUUCAGGUGUAAUUAGUCGGGUUUUUUGUAGCUUGCUUAUAUUACCUUUGUUAUUUCCGAGUUUCAAAUGAAGCUAAGAAAUACGAUCAUAAUAAAAAAGUUCUUUUGCAGUAUUCAUUUUC